AUGGAGCCCGUCUAUGGCCAAACCACGAAUGCCCAGAAGGCUGCCAUCGCGAUCAAACACGGUGCCACUGACCUCGCAAACUCAAUCAACAAUUCAACCGCACAGAAGGUGGCCGAUGCAAUCAAUGAUGGUGCUGAAGCGGCUGCCGAGGCCAUAGACAAUGGAGUGCACAAUGUUAAUAACACGGCAGCAACGAUGGCCAAGGAUGUGGCGGAAGCCACCAAAUAG
Molecule: messenger RNA, 228 nt
Organism: Sphaeroforma arctica JP610
Lineage: Eukaryota; Ichthyosporea; Ichthyophonida
Exons: 2
Coding region: 1-228 (75 amino acids)
Source: RefSeq, a predicted model, not a curated record